Molecule: messenger RNA, 1488 nt
Organism: Xyrauchen texanus (razorback sucker)
Lineage: Eukaryota; Metazoa; Chordata; Actinopteri; Cypriniformes; Catostomidae
Product: putative thiamine transporter SLC35F3
Exons: 8
Coding region: 1-1488 (495 amino acids)
Cellular component (GO): membrane
Source: RefSeq, a predicted model, not a curated record
AUGCAGAGAGAGGAUGAGAAAGAUAGAGAGAGUCCACAGAAAGACAGGGGAAUAAGAAAGACUUCAGACAUGAGCCCACGACGCCUGUCAGAUAUCAGUCCUCAACUCAGACAGCUGAAGUCCCUUGUCAUUGAUGAAGCUCUAAAUGAAGAUUUAAAGUCCUCGAGAUCGGUAGAGUAUCUCAACAACGCAUCCAUAGAAGAACGCAUCCUGAGGAUCACUGGUUACUAUGGUUAUGAGCCCUGGAGCCCAUCUCUCAAAGAGGAGGACCAAUCUAGCAUAGCGAAGGUGGAAGUGAAGGUAGAUGGCCAUGCUGCUUUAGGAACAGUGAAAUCUGAUGGUGUGAACAGGCAGGAGAGACUGCAAUCCUGUUUGCGGAUGACCACAGUUCAUCUGCGCAGAGCACUAUGGGGUGUCGCAGUGGUGAUCUGCAUCUGUUUGUCUUGGUCAGGCUGCACUCAGUUGGCCAAAAUAACAGUCAGACGCUUGAAUGUUACAUUCACCCUCACUUGGUUCUCCACAUCCUGGAACUGUGUCAUCUUUCCUCUGUACUACCUGGGUCACCUGUGUUGUAGCAAGGACAGACACAGCCCAAGACAACGCUUCAGAGAGUGUUGUCAGUUCUUGGGAGAUGACGGAUUGUCACUGAGGAUGCUGCUCUCUCGGGUGGCCCCUUUUGGGGUGCUGUGGACUCUCACCAGCUAUCUGUAUCUGCAAGGCCUUCGCAGAAUCCCUGCCACAGAUGCCUGUGCCCUCUUCUGCUGUGGUCGUGCUUUUGCCUUCCUAAUAUCCUGGAUUGUACUGCGGGAUCGCUUCAUGGGAAUACGGAUUGUGGCAGCCAUUUUAGCCAUUGGAGGCAUUGUUAUGAUGACAUAUGCAGAUGGUUUCCACAGCCACUCUGUGAUUGGCAUAUCCCUUGUGGUUGGGUCUGCAUCAACUGCAGCUAUGUACAAAGUUUUGUUCAAGCUUGUUCUGGGAAGUGCAAAGCUUGGUGAAGCAGCAGUAUAUCUUACUAUCCUUGGUGGAGCUAAUUUGGUCUUCAUUAGUGCGGUACCUAUGAUCCUGCUUCUCACAGGGGCCGAGGACUUUAUUUCACAUGGAGAUUUGCCAUGGCUUAGUAUCUGUGGCAUGUCUGCUCUUCUGCUGGUAUUCAACUUCCUGUUGAAUUUUGGUCUUUUGAUAACUCUACCUACUCUGAUUUCUCUGGGUGUUGUCCUCAGUGUGCCUGUAAACGCUGUCAUAGAUCGCUACAUGUGUGAGAUUCAGCUCAACAGUAUCCGUGUUAUAGCGGUGUCUAUCAUUUGCCUGGGUUUCCUUUUGCUCCUGCUGCCUGAGGAUUGGGACCAGUGCCUGCCUCAGUUACGGUCCGUGCUGCACAACCGGGAAGAGCCACAAGAGUGCGCCAGAGACAAACACUCAGAGACACUUCAAUUCAGGUCAAGAGAAGCCAGGAAUUGCAACUCCAAAAUGACCGGUACCCCAGUAUAA